This is a messenger RNA of Morchella sextelata, 960 nucleotides long. RefSeq lists its product as uncharacterized. The record is from RefSeq and is a predicted model, not a curated record. NCBI's taxonomy places the organism in Eukaryota, Fungi, Ascomycota, Pezizomycetes, Pezizales, Morchellaceae. The coding region runs from base 1 to 960 and encodes 319 amino acids. The transcript has a single exon.
AUGCAGCUACUUCCGCUUCUUGGCCUCGGGCUGGCAGUUCUCACAGUCCCCACUGCUGCUCACACUUGGAUAGAAUGUGUUUCUACCACAGUCCCAAAUCUCGAUGCUGCCCGCUCCUCUCCUGGGACCGUUCUCCCUAACAAUGUCUGCUCUGGUUACCCCAGAAAUAAAGCUCUGGAUGGCAAUUGGGUUGAUGAAUCCACCCACUAUUCCUGGAACCUGAACCAUCCAGACACCAAUCCCAAUGGCCUUGCUUGCAAUCCUACUCAAACCAACCAAUAUCCACCUGGGAAGCCAAUGACCACUGCCAAGCCAGGAGCGACCCUCAUGAUGCGGUACUGGGGCAACGGGCAUACCAGUUACGCCUUCGGGCUCCCUCCUAACAAGGAUCCUGGCCUCGUCCGUAUAUACUGGAAGGGGGCUAAGGAACUCGAGUUUGGCCCAAAGAGCGAGCUGACGAGUGCCAACUGGCUUCCUGGUGCACAAGCCAACUUCUCAGCGGAGGCAAUCACGAGGAAGCUGCCUGACGGGAGGCCAGAUGAUAUCGCCAACUACAUGCAUUUUACGCUGCCGGCUGAUAUGGAGAAUGGACGGCAUGUGAUGGUGUUUGCAUGGGCUGGCGAGCGUGGAUUUCUGAAUAAUGGUCCUGGAUGGAAGCAGACGGAUUAUAACAACGAGUGGGUGAAUACGUAUACGACAUGCUUCGAUAUAAUGGUGGAAGGAUCAACUCAUCAAGGGCCUUCGGCGGGGAGCGGUGGUAGUGGUGGUGAUGGGGGAGCGGCGGAUAUGUGUUCUUCGACACCAUGCAGGAAAGGAGGAAUGAGCUCUGCGGCGUGUACCGGGAAGUCAUGCCCGCCGUGUAGGUACCGUAAGGGUGAUGGGGUGGAUUGCUAUGAGUAUAAGGAUGGGAAGUGCCCGUUUGGCAAUGCUUUUGAUUGUCUGCUCAACAAGCAGGUAUAG